UGCACCAUGUCAGCCGGACCCGAGUGCUUCGACCCCGGCGCUGCCAGGGGCUCCCCUGAGCUGGAAGAGAUGGAAGUGCUGCAGCAGGCCGUGGUGGAUGAGCUGGGCAUCUCCAUGGAGGACCUGCGGCUGGUCAUCGACGAGGAGCUGGAGAAGAUGGAGUGGGUGCAGCGGCGCAAGAAGCAGCUGGAGGAGCUGGAGAUGUGGGUCAUCCAGAAGGAGAUGGAAGUGGCCCGGGUGGACCGGCUCUUCGACGACGCCUCCGAGGCCGUGAUCAACUGUGAGUCCCUGGUGAAGGACUUCUACUCCAAAAUUGGACUACAGUACCGGGAGAGUAGUUCUGACGAUGAAGAGUCCGGGCCUACAGAAAUCAUUGAGAUUCCUGAUGAAGAUGAUGAUGUCCUCAGUAUUGAUUCAGGUGAUAAUGGGAGUCGAACUCCAAAGGACCAGAAGCUCCGUGAAGCUAUGGCUGCCUUACGAAGGUCGGCUCAAGAUGUCCAGAAAUUCAUGGAUGCUGUUAACAAGAAGAGCAAUUCCCAGGAUCUACAUAAAGGGACCUUGAAUCAAAUGACUGGAGAAUUGAGCAAAGAUGGCGACCUGGUAGUCGGCAUGCGUAUUCUGGGCAAGAAGAGAACUAAGACCUGGCACAAAGGCACCCUGAUUGCCAUCCAGAUGGUUGGGCCAGGAAAGAAAUACAAGGUGAAAUUUGACAACAAAGGAAAGAGUCUAUUAUCGGGAAACCAUAUCGCUUAUGACUACCAUCCUCUCGCUGAAAAGCUGUAUGUGGGCAGUCGAGUAGUGGCCAGAUACAAAGAUGGCAAUCAGGUCUGGCUCUAUGCUGGCAUCGUAGCGGAAACACCAAACAUCAAAAACAAGCUCAGGUUUCUCAUUUUCUUUGACGAUGGCUAUGCUUCUUACGUCACACAGCCAGAACUGUACCCCAUUUGCCGUCCAUUGAAGAAGACGUGGGAGGACAUCGAAGACAUCUCCUGCAGAGACUUCAUCGAGGAGUACAUCACCGCCUACCCUAACCGGCCCAUGGUGCUGCUCAAGAGCGGGCAGCUCAUCAAGACCGAGUGGGAGGGCACCUGGUGGAAGUCCCGCGUGGAGGAAGUGGACGGAAGCCUGGUCCGGAUCCUCUUCCUGGAUGACAAAAGGUGUGAGUGGAUCUAUCGAGGCUCUACACGUCUAGAACCCAUGUUCAGCAUGAAGACAUCAUCGGCUUCUGCCCUAGAGAAGAAGCAAGGGGGGCAGCUCAGGACACGUCCAAAUAUGGGUGCUGUGAGGAGCAAAGGCCCUGUGGUACAAUAUACCCAAGACCUUACUGGUCCUGGCUCUCAGUUCAAGCUAGUGGAGUCCCCACAGCCCACAGCUCCACUUGCCCCGGCGGCCUUGCUCACUCUAGCCACUCCACCGGCCGCACCGCCACCACCUCAGUCCCAAGAAGGUGACAAUGAAUCCUUGGAAAGCCAACUUGCCCAAUCACGGAAGCAGGUAGCGAAAAAGAGCACGUCGUUCCGGCCAGGAUCUGUGGGCUCUGGUCACUCCUCCCCUCCUUCUCCUGCACUCAGUGAGAACAUCCUUGGUGGGAAACCUGGGAUCAGUCAGACAUACAGGUCACCUCUUGGCACCGCACCUUCUAUCCCAGCAAUCCCCGCCCCGGCAGCACCUACAGUCCCUGGAGGCCCCCCAGGGAUACUAGGAACUCUCGCAGCCCCUGCCUUCCAUGGCAUGUUGGACCGGGCCCCCUCCGAGCCCCCCUACCGGGCCCCCAUGGAGAAACUCUUCUACUUACCUCACGUCUGCAGCUACACUUGCCUGUCUCGAAUCCGCCCCAUGAGGAAGGAGCAGUACCGGGGCAAGAACCCCCUGCUGGUCCCCCUGCUCUAUGACUUCCGGCGGAUGACAGCGAGGCGCCGCGUGAACCGCAAGAUGGGCUUCCACGUCAUCUACAAGACCCCCUGCGGCCUCUGCCUCCGGUCCAUGCAGGAGAUCGAGCGCUACCUCUUCGAGACCGGCUGUGACUUCCUCUUCCUGGAGAUGUUCUGCCUGGACCCCUAUGUCCUGGUCGACCGCAAGUUUCAGCCCUAUAAGCCUUUCUACUACAUUCUGGACAUCACUUACGGAAAGGAAGAUGUCCCCCUGUCCUGCGUCAACGAGAUCGACUCCACGCCCCCGCCCCAAGUGGCCUACAGCAAGGAGCGCAUUCCCGGCAAGGGCGUUUUCAUCAACACGGGCCCCGAGUUUCUGGUGGGCUGUGACUGCAAAGACGGGUGCCGCGACAAGUCCAAAUGUGCCUGCCACCAGCUAACUGUCCAGGCUACAGCCUGCACCCCGGGGGGCCAAGUUAACCCCAAUUCUGGUUACCAAUACAAGAGACUGGAAGAGUGUCUGCCGACAGGAGUUUAUGAGUGCAACAAGCGCUGCAACUGCGAUCCAAACAUAUGCACAAACCGACUGGUGCAGCAUGGACUGCAGGUCCGGCUGCAGCUGUUCAAGACGCAGAACAAGGGCUGGGGGAUCCGCUGCCUGGAUGACAUCGCGAAAGGCUCCUUUGUCUGUAUUUAUGCAGGUAAAAUCCUCACGGAUGACUUUGCUGACAAGGAGGGGCCUGGAAAUGGAGGUGAUGAAUACUUCGCCAACCUGGACCAUAUCGAGAGCGUAGAGAACUUCAAGGAAGGCUACGAGAGCGAUGCCCCCUGCUCCUCGGACAGCAGCGGGGUCGACUUAAAGGACCAGGAGGAUGGCAAUAGUGGCACGGAGGAUCCCGAAGAGUCCAACGAUGAUAGCUCAGAUGAUAACUUCUGUAAGGACGAAGAUUUCAGCACCAGCUCGGUGUGGCGCAGCUACGCCACCCGGCGCCAGACCCGAGGCCAGAAGGAAAACGGAUCGUCAGAGACGAUGUCCAAGGACUCCCGUCCCCCAGACCUUGGUCCCCCGCAUAUCCCCAUCCCUUCCGCAGUUCCUGCAGGUGGCUGCAAGCCACCUUCUUCCGAAGACACUCCGAAGAACAAGGUGGCCUCGUGGCUGAGCUGCAACAAUGUCAGUGAAAGUGGCUUCGGUGACUCUGACAGCCGGUCAUCCUUUAAGACCAGUGAAGGCGGGGGAGGUAAAGGGGAGGCAGAGAAAGUCUUCAAGGAUGACGGAGACCUCAAGCCAUUCAAGAAAGAGGUAAGCCAGCAGACCCCCGAUGACCGAAGCAAGAUGUCUUUAGUUACUGAGAACUCUAGAAAUUAUGGUUAUAAUCCUGCUCCGCUGAAGACCGAAGGACUGCGCCGUCCACCUAGUAAGACGAGCCUGCACCAGAGCCGAAGGCUCCUGGCCUCUGCUCGGUCUCACCCAGAUGACGUUCUGACACUUUCCAGCAGCACAGAAAGUGAGGGUGAGAGUGGAACCAGCCGAAAACAGAUUACUGGCCAGACCUCAGCCACUGCGGUGGACAGCGAUGACAUCCAGACCAUCUCCUCUGGGUCCGAAGGGGAGGACUUUGAGGACAAGAAGAACAUGUCCGGCCAGACAAAGCGCCAAGUGGCGGUGAAGUCAACCCGGGGUUUCGCUCUGAAGUCAACCCACGGGAUCGCCAUCAAAUCAACCAACCUGGCAUCUGCGGAGAAGGGGGAGAGCACCCCUGUUCGCAAGAACACGCGCCAGUUCUACGACGGCGAGGAAUCUUGCUACAUCAUCGACGCCAAGCUUGAGGGCAACCUGGGCCGCUACCUCAACCAUAGUUGCAGCCCUAACCUGUUUGUCCAGAACGUCUUCGUGGAUACCCAUGAUCUUCGCUUCCCCUGGGUGGCCUUCUUUGCCAGCAAGAGAAUUCGAGCUGGCACAGAACUUACGUGGGACUACAACUACGAGGUGGGCAGUGUGGAGGGCAAGGAGCUGCUCUGCUGCUGUGGGGCCAUCGAGUGCAGAGGACGGCUUCUCUAGGGGCCCACCUCCUUCCAGGUCUUCCUCUACCCCCCCAGAACUGUCCUUUCCUCAGGAAUUGGGUCUUCCUGUCUCCAGUCACGCUACUUGCCUAGUGCCAGUAGCGAGGACAGGAGACCUCUUCCAGUGUGGUGCUAGAAGGCGAGUCCUU
Messenger RNA from Suncus etruscus (white-toothed pygmy shrew), 4081 nucleotides. It is a transcript of the gene SETDB1, whose product is annotated as SET domain bifurcated histone lysine methyltransferase 1. The record is from RefSeq and is a predicted model, not a curated record. Gene Ontology annotation, biological process: negative regulation of gene expression; heterochromatin organization. Gene Ontology annotation, cellular component: nucleus. Lineage: Eukaryota; Metazoa; Chordata; Mammalia; Eulipotyphla; Soricidae. Gene Ontology annotation, molecular function: protein binding; histone H3K9 methyltransferase activity; zinc ion binding.